CUUAGCCGUAAUUAUUUAAAAAAAAAGCCAAAAGUACAUGUUAUUAAAUAGUACAUAUAAAGUUAACUAGUAUAAGGAAAUGUUAAUAAUAAUAUUAACCGCUUUAUACCAUCUUGUUCCAAUAUCAGAAAGUCAAGUGCCAACAUUAAGCGGAUUGGGAGCUGAAUAUAAUAAAACUGGUCUGGUGGAGGAAACCUGUGGGAUAGACAACUCUGGCCUGGAGGAAGUUCAAGAAGGAUCAUCAUUUAUUGAAACAUACCCAUGGUUUGGAGUCAUUGUGUUUCCGUUGGAGGGCUUAAUAACAUCAUCUCCGGUUGUGUUGAUAACCAAACAAUUGGUAAUCGGCGCGGCAAUCGAGAUAGCAAAUCUACCAAAAGUUGAUUUCAGGGCUAGAACUAAAGUGAUACUCGGUACUAACUGUAAAGGGCGCAGGCACAGCGUAGUAGAAUAUUCCUAUCAUCCGGACUUCCAGAAAAAUACGUACAGUUCACUCGUUUUGAUUCAAAUAGAGCCGAAUUUCGAAGUAGAGCUUCGGCCUAUUUGCCCACCUCCGAGUAUGAUCAAUAAGCCAGAUUUUUAUGCAUUUUCUCUUGCAGAAGAUUGCAUGUUGUCAGCAGUAGAAAUAUACAAAAUGUCGUAUGUCGAUACAAAAGAAUGCAAAUCGUAUUAUCGCAGAACUGGAUUAAACGUCAAAAGUAUUUGGCCGAAAUACACAGUGUGUGCCAAAGCGCAGCGCGGUGGAGAGUGUCUUUGGCAGAGCGGAGUGUUCCUUGUCACGAAACAUAAAAAAAGGUGGAAGUUGAUAGGAUUCGGUGUUUACGGCCCAGGGUGUUCGUCUCCAGCGAGGUUCUUAGACUAUGGCAUGUACCACCAAUGGAUACGCACCAACAUUCAGAGGAUUGGUCGACCAGCUAUAACCAGGCUGGCUGGCAACCAUAUUGUUAUGAGACGACGUUUAACAUCGGUACAAAGAUUUGGACCGUGUGAUCCAGAAGAAACGAAAGUCGAAAUCUACACCGAUCACAGCUCCAUACAACCUGUAAGCGCAAAACCUCGAAACGCCUACUAUAAUUUCACAAUCCUGGCUGGUUACGAAUACUCAUGUAUCGUGUUCCGAGCAAAUCAAGAAAUUGGUGAAGAACCAACGAUCCAUUUAAAAAGGAUGUGCAUUGCUAAACACAUAGCUUGUUAUCAAUUUACAACAUUGCAAAUUGACUUCGAAGUCACCAUUGGUUACUUCGAUAAAGUAGAAUACCAUAUUAAUGUCUAUGGUAUUGAGUUGAAGCUAUUAGAUGCUAAAAGAAUGAAUGUGCUUGCGAACAGAAGACAUUAUCAUCCACCGAUUGAUAAGACUUAUACACCUUACAUUUACUCUGGAUGGGGUAUUGGAUAAAGCAAGAAAGAUAAUAAAGAGAGAAAGAUAUAACAGUAAGACAGUCUUUUGUUUCUUUCUGACUAUCC
Papilio xuthus (Asian swallowtail) is the source of this 1461-nucleotide messenger RNA. RefSeq lists its product as uncharacterized. NCBI's taxonomy places the organism in Eukaryota, Metazoa, Arthropoda, Insecta, Lepidoptera, Papilionidae. Bases 80 to 1393 code for a protein of 437 amino acids. The transcript has 11 exons. Gene Ontology annotation, molecular function: serine-type endopeptidase activity. Gene Ontology annotation, biological process: proteolysis. The record is from RefSeq and is a predicted model, not a curated record.